AUGGCGAGUGUAAACUGCGGCGGUUGUUUAGCUAAUAUGGAUACUACAUCUUUGUUUAUGAAAUGUUACAGAUGCGAAACAGGUUAUCAUAUAUUGUGUGUUAAUGUAUCGGCACAGGAGUACAACUCUUAUUCUGACGAAUAUUUAGCGAGCUGGCUUUGCCCUAACUGUCUAUGUAAGGAGCCAAAACUUGGCAAUUCAAACACUCCAAUUUGUGCAUCCCCAACGGGUUUUUCUAAUAACAUCACAGCUCGCUCAACAAAACGGAAGGCCACCUUAUCACCAAAUGUUGAUAUUAACCAGGCUCCCACAGUAACUUCUAUUAAUAAUAACCUUGUUUCGCUUACCUCGGAAAUAAGAUUAUUGCGAGAAGAGUCCAACAGUAUUAAGGGAAUUAUGGAAAAUCUAUCGGCCUGCCUUCUCAAGUGCACUACAAAGCUGGAAUCACUUGAAACUCGCAUGGUAAGUGCUGAAAAAACUAUUCAAGAGGUUAAAACAUAUGGAUUAAAAGUGGCCGAGCUUACUGCGACUAUAUCCUCUCUCCAGGAUCAGAUCAAUUCUCAGGGUCAAUCCGCUAUUCGAAAUGAGUUAGAGAUUAUGGGACUCAAUGAAAAUCAAAAUGAAAGUCUUGAGCAUGUAAUACUAGUUAUCGCCAGCAAAAUCAGGGUGAGUUUGGUAUCGGAGGACAUCGAUUGCAUUAGCCGAGCAGGAUUAAGACAGCAGAAGCUUUUGACGUCAGAAAAUAAGCCCCCGCGCCCACUAAUUAUACGUUUCCUACGCAAAAACAAACGAGAUGAAUUCCUUAGAGCCUCUAGGACCAGGCGUGACCUCACUACUUCUGAUAUCGAAUUACAGGGCCCCACCAGAAAACUAUAUUUCAAUGAACACCUAACGAAACAUAACCGGUGGUUAUUUCGAGAGACAAGAACACGAGCUAAAGAGGCCGGUUACAAGUAUUGUUGGGUUAAGCAGGGUUACAUCCACAUCCGUAGACGGGAAGGAAGUCCUUCCAUCACGAUACGGAACGCCUCUGACUUGGAGCGUCAUCUCGGUCCUGAGGAAUUGGCUGCCACAGCUCCAGUUGGUAGCACCAAUCAACAAAUGCUGCAUUAG
Messenger RNA from Parnassius mnemosyne (clouded apollo), 1113 nucleotides. NCBI's taxonomy places the organism in Eukaryota, Metazoa, Arthropoda, Insecta, Lepidoptera, Papilionidae. The record is from the annotation of a GenBank genome assembly.